Protopolystoma xenopodis is the source of this 351-nucleotide messenger RNA. NCBI's taxonomy places the organism in Eukaryota, Metazoa, Platyhelminthes, Monogenea, Polystomatidea, Polystomatidae. The record is from the annotation of a GenBank genome assembly.
AUGAAAGGAAAACAGAUCUGUCGGGAUCCAGAGCUGGCGAAGCAACAAGUUGGCGUAGCUCUGGCGCCAAUGUAUCAUGUUGUCGAGGGCCCUCAACUUGGUCCGUAUCGGUACGCUGACAUCUCUUCUCGGCCAGCUAUGUACCGCUCCGGUAUGCUUUCUUCUAACCCCCUACCACUUGCCCAAAAUGGCAGACGGGAAAAGUCGGAGGACACAACACGAAGCGAAGCAAAAUGCACGGAAGUUGGUGGCUUUCGGUGCGACUAUACAAUUUGCUACUGUGCUUCGGCCAUCAGGCCAUCGGAUCGGUAUCACGAGAUGAGAUCGCCUGCGCACACCAACUGUUCAUGA